AUGAAUACACCAAUAUACUCGUUUGGACAUGCCCCAGUAACAGAAUAUAACAAUUCUGAGAAUGAGGACGAAACUAAAAUGGAUGACGAAUCAUUUCAUCAAAUAGUUCUCAAUUAUGAACGAGAAUACGAUAUGCAACAGCUUUUUCAAGUAAUACGAAAUACUCAACCGAUGGCUGAUACUUUUGCUACUUUAAUGAUGCAACAACUAAAUCUUUUGGUAGAUGGCAUCACAGAAAUUAACAAUAAUAAUCAUCAUCACUGUGAUGAAAUUCAAGAGCAACGUCACACAUCAUCUUUAACCAAUUUUUAUUAUCCUUAUCCACCUAUCAACCAAACAGGUCCUAUUGCUGAACAUGAUCGUCCAUAUGCCGAGUAUUAUCAUUUAAAUCGAGCAACUAUUGCUAAAGUAUUUCACUUUCAAUUGCAAUCAACAAAUUCAGAUGAACGACCAUUUCGAUUGGAAAGUAAAAUGUUUGCUAUUACGUCAUGCACAAAUGUAUCGAAAGAGAGAGUAAAGGAUAAAAUUAUACAAGUAUUUGGUAUUCAUAAUAUUCAAUAUAUUUGUGUUGGUGAAGAUAUCAAUGAAUUUAAUCAUCAACGAUAUUUACUGAUACAAAUUAUUUUUAAAAAAAAAAUCUGUAGGAAAAACCGCUUUCUUGAUUUGAUUACUCGAACAUUUUGUAACUAUCAAGUCACACAUCAUGCUUGCGCAUGGAAUGAAUAUAUUAAGCGAGCCUUGAAUUUCAUUGAAUAUGGUACAUUUAAAUCUACAAGAUCGUGUAAACAAAAACAAUGGUCAACUGUGUUGUCAUCGUCAUGGUUGGCAAAGUUGCCAGCUUCUACUCCAGUCAUUCACCAUCAACAGCACAUGCCAAAAGCAACAACAACUACCAAAUCAGACGAAGAAGAAAGACGUCGAUGUGAAAAUACAAUAGCACAACAAGCUUUUAAAAUAGCAGAGACUAGUAUUGAUAGUGCCAUAGAUUUUAUUCGUUAUUCAAUACCAAUGUUAUUCCUUCAGAGUAGCUCUUGGUAUUUAGAAAUACUCAAAUAUAUUCAUUUACGGGCAGAAAUGGAAGCCGAUCUAGAAGGUAAUAUUAAUAAAGAAUAUUUAUGGCCUGUUUCAUUUCCUGAGUGUACAAAUCGACUACGAGAAAUCAUACAUCGGUGGAUUCGACAUCAAUUCAGUCGUGUUAAACAAGCCAAAUGUCUCAUACUCAUCGGACUUCCUGAUACUGGCAAGACAUCGUUCGCUCUUUCCUUACCUGGACGUGUUAAUUAUUUUCAAGGACAAUGGAAUUCAGACAAUUGGAGUGAUUAUGCUCGUUAUUCUGUCUAUGAAAAUAUUCCAUGGGAUGAAUUCUAUGAGUUCAAUUAUCCAAAUAAAGAGCAACUUCUAACGCAAUCUGGAAAGAUACUUGCAACCAAUAGAUGGCGAUCAACAAUACAAAUUAAUGUUCGACAACCAGCCAUUGUUCUUUUGAAACCUGAAGAGGCAGGUUCUUUACUAACAAUACCAGUCACUGAUCAUGAACGACAAUUAGCUGACUAUUGGAAACAAAAUGCUUGUGUCUAUAUUAUGGGACCACAUGAGUACUUUUUGAAACCUCAACAUCGAACUCUUGGUAACAACGAAGUCCAUUGA
Molecule: messenger RNA, 1647 nt
Organism: Rotaria socialis
Lineage: Eukaryota; Metazoa; Rotifera; Eurotatoria; Philodinida; Philodinidae
Source: the annotation of a GenBank genome assembly